GGCAGACAAUAGCUGGGGGUGGAGAUGGCCCUGAAUUUAUGUCCUGCAAGGUGGACCUUUGCUGAGCCAGACCUCAAAGCACAUAGGGGUGGGCCUCACCAAGGCUUGUGCAGCCAGUUGCUGCCCAGCUGUCUUGGCCUCCUCCUGGGCUCCCUGCAGCUGCCAGCCCAGGGCUGCCCUGCAGACAUGGGUACGAGGCUUAGCCGGGCCCAGGGCAGGUGACUCCUUCUGCCCCUUAAGAACAGCUCCUUUGCUCACUGUGCCCUGCUGGGCCCUCCUGUCCCAGGUGAGGCAGUCACUCACACACGUGUCUCCAGUGCCUGCUGCCGAGCCCUGUGCUGCUCUGGCGCCCGAUUUACUUCUCCCUGCGGCUGUGGGGUACACAAGGGCUGGCUAGGUGAGAGCCCAAGCUCUGGGCCCCCUGCACUGCCCCACCUCCACCCUGGGCUGGGAGAAACUUCAACAGAUUCCCGGGCUAGGUGGCUGCACACUCACACCAUCCCCCAGCUUCUGCUGCUUGUUCUCAGGGGUCAGGAAGUCCUUGGGCUGUGCCUGCACAGAAGAGCCGGUCUCAGCCUCACUGUUCCCCUGCUGGACCCCUGUUUAGCUUCCACCCAUGCGCUCAUGGUGACCUGGAGUCUGUGGUGGUCGGAGUGUCCCUGCCCCCAGGCCUUGUGCCCAAGCUCCUGUGCCAGUGCCUGGUGGUGCCCCGGAUCAGCUUCUGCUGGGGCUGCCUGCUCUCCGUGCAGCUCUAGCUCCAGCACCCGGCUCUCCAGCCACAGGACCUGCGGGGUGACCAGGUCAUCAUCCAUCUGGGCAUCCACAGGGACACAGCACACACAGGACAGGCUGGCACACGUAGGCACACAUCAGUGCCCACCUCACUCUUCAGCUCGAAGAUUUCAGCCUCGUGUUGCUCCUUCAGGCGAUGGGUUUUGAUCUGCAGGUCCACCAGCUCCUUGCAGACCUGUGGAUGGCCAGGAUGAGAGGUGGGGGCCUGUGGGGCCCUGGGGAUGCCCUCCCUCCUGCCAGUGCCCGAGGGCCCCCACACCCACCUGCAGCUGCUGCUCCUCACUCAGCUCUAGAUCUGAGUGAACCUCUGUCUCAAGAUCGGCACCCCAGCAUUUAUCAGGGACGCGGAUGGAACCACGAGUUCAUAGAAGGGCUCAGCCUGGGGACGUGUGGGACAGCGCGCAUGGUAUGGAGAUGCCGCUGCUGUUACUGUUGUCCUCACACAGUGCGCUUUGCUCUACCAUGUGGGUUCGCACACUCAUUAGGCCCCUACGCUGAGCGCUGGACGGGCAGGCAAACAAACUGGACAGAUCCCUGCACCCCUCAGCCUAACGGAAGCGGGCUCAGACGUCCCAAUCCGGGUCCGGGGUACUCAGGAGGACUGUCUCAGCCCGGUGCCAGGAGGGCUUCGCGGAGGAGGCGCCGCAGCGCCGGGCGCGACUGGCCAGACGUGCGCACAGCCCCGUUCGGGCACGCACGCGCUCCCUCCUGCGCACGCACGCGCUCCCUCCCGCGCACGCGCGUGCUCCGUGCACCGUGCUCAGGUCUCCGCGCGCGCAGGUUCCAGGCCGGCCCGGCUGGCGGGCGCCUCAGCGGCGCGGGCCGUUAGCGGCGGCCCGAGUGAGCGGCGCGCUCCGUCCAGGCCCCGUGACAGGCGCCCGAGGCCCGCCUUUGUCCGGCUGUCCUUCAGGCAGUCCUUGCGACUAGCUGGCGCAGCACGCGGGGCCCUGCCUAGGGUCUGGAGAGGGUAGUCCCACCCUGAGGAAGGGGCUCAGGAGGCGCGGGGUGGCUGAGCUCUGCGACCAUGAAGGUCAAAGUCAUCCCUGUGCUUGAGGACAACUACAUGUACCUGGUCAUCGAGGAGCACACGCGAGAGGCUGUGGCCGUGGACGUGGCCGUGCCCAAAAGGGUGAGGGCAGCUUUUGGGCGGCGCGAGCACAGCUGUGGGCCCAGGCAUCGUAGGCCGCGACCAUCAGUCCGCACUCCGAGAGGCUCUCCAGACUACGCUGCCGAGGCCCAUCCCCUGCCUGGGGCACUGUGCACCCGGGCCUGGCGCCCCAACACAGGCAGCCACCUGGACCAUCUGCAUCUCCCUAACUCCCAUCCCUUUCAGCUGCUGGAGAUCGUGGGCCGGGAGGGGGUAUCACUGACCACUGUGCUGACCACCCAUCACCACUGGGACCACGCCCAGGGCAACACGGAGCUGGUGAGGCUGCUGCCUGGCCUGGUGGUGCUGGGCGCAGAUGAGCGCAUCUGUGCACUGACCCGCAGGCUGGCACAUGGCGAGGAGCUGCGGUUUGGGGCCAUCCACGUGCGCUGCCUCCUGACGCCCGGCCACACCUCGGGCCACAUGAGCUACUUCCUGUGGGAAGAUGAGUGUCUGGACCCGCCCGCCGUGUUCUCGGGGGACGCAUUGUCUGUGGCCGGCUGUGGCUCACGCCUGGAGACCACAGCUCAGCAGAUGUACCACAGCUUGGUGGAGACCCUGGGCACCCUGCCUCCUGAGACAGUGAGCAGCCUGCCCCUUACCCUCUCAUGGGGCCCAGCCUCCUACAUAACCGGUGUGCUCUGCACCUGCCUUAUGCCAGGGUUCAGGAUGACUGCUUGUCAGCCGUGGGGACAGGUGGACCAGGUGAGGGGGGAGGGGCCGCGCCACUGGGGUGAGUGUCUCUGCCCAUCUCUGCCUAUGGUGGUGCUGUGCACCCCAAGUGCCUUCUUUCUCCAGAAGGUGUUCUGUGGUCACGAGCACACACUGGGCAACCUCGAGUUUGCACAAAAAGUGGAGCCUUGCAACAACCACGUGAAGGCCAAGCUAUCGUGGGCCAAGAAGAGGGAUGAGGAUGAUGUGCCCACUGUGCCCUCAACCCUGGGCGAGGAGCUCCUUUACAACCCCUUCCUGAGGGUGGCAGAGGAGCCUGUGUGCAAGUUCACAGGGAAGGUCGCCCCAGCUGAAGUCCUGGAAGUGCUCUGCAGGGAGCGAGCGAGCUUUGAGCAGGCAGCUGAGCCGCUACAGCCACAGGCCCGGGCACUCCUUGCGCUGCAGUGGGGGCUCCUGAGCAUGCCCCGGCCGAAGUGAGCCCUACGUGGGCUGGGCCACACGCCCCUCCUCCCUUGGCCCACAGGAGGAUCGAGCCUUCCUCAGCCCUGCCCAGCCUUAGAGGGUGGGCGCCCUGGCCUUUCCUGGUGUUGGACACCCGGGGCCCCUCUCUGGGCCACAGUGAGCCCUGAGACCUGGGUGUUUGCGAACUAGCCUAGUGGGGUGCACAGGGCUCCUGAACUUUGAAUAAAGCUUUGAAAGGCCUCUUUUUUGAUGCUGGUAAAUAAACACUCUUGAAGAGAAA
Molecule: messenger RNA, 3353 nt
Organism: Balaenoptera acutorostrata (minke whale)
Lineage: Eukaryota; Metazoa; Chordata; Mammalia; Artiodactyla; Balaenopteridae
Gene: HAGHL
Product: hydroxyacylglutathione hydrolase like
Exons: 10
Coding region: 1817-3088 (423 amino acids)
Molecular function (GO): hydroxyacylglutathione hydrolase activity
Source: RefSeq, a predicted model, not a curated record